This is a messenger RNA of Saccoglossus kowalevskii, 752 nucleotides long. Its product is annotated as sulfotransferase 1E1-like. Gene Ontology annotation, molecular function: sulfotransferase activity. The record is from RefSeq and is a predicted model, not a curated record. Lineage: Eukaryota; Metazoa; Hemichordata; Enteropneusta; Harrimaniidae.
CGAAGGACGUAUGCGUAGCACAGCUGAAAAUGCUACUCACGGAAAAGGAUCUUCAAACCAGAAGAGAUUUUGAAAAAUACGCUAACGAGUUUUUCGAAGGACGUGUACCCUUUGGUAGCUGGGUGGAGCACACACUGUCGUGGUGGGAUAAGAUUCAGAAUAGAAAAAACUGUCUCUUCCUAUCUUAUGAAGAAGUCCGAACGGAUCUCCGAGCUACGAUACAUAAGUUAACCAAAUUUCUAUCACGAUCAUUAUCUGCUGAAGAUAUAUCAAGAGUCUGUCAGAAAUGCUGCCUAACCAAAUUACCGUGGAAUGGAGACGGUGGUAACAACAAAAAGGAUGAGUUUUUAGACAGUAUAAAUGACGGUGAGAUGAAUGAAUGGAAGGAAUACUUCACAGUUUCACAGAGUGAACAGUUCGAUGAAUUACUGAAGCCAAAAUUGACUGAAUCCGGAAUUUGCAGUAAAUUUAGUUUCUAGACAAAUUGUAGUUAUAUAGAUACUGUUAUUUGAUUAGUUUAGUUUAAUGUUCACAGUAGGAACUGCAAACUAUUGUACUAAGCUCGCAGUUGAGUGGCGUAGAGCUUUCCUCAGUAUUAUGUGAACCAAUCACCUGUAUAAUGGAUUUAUGCUGCAAUCCAGUAUCACUCAACCAUCUGGCAUGGUAUAUAUAACCAGGUAUUUUUUUAUUGUAUGUUCAUGUAAUUAUUAGCAGUAUAUCUAUGCACACAUUUUUCAUAUUAGAUAUAUCGA